UUGACAGAGUUGUGUCGAGUGGACGAUAGUUAUUUCGCUCGAUUCUUGCUUUAUUUUUAUUGCAAUGAAAUAAGAAUAUAGUUUAAGGUGUAAGUCUAAAUUAUCGUUAACACUAAGCCUUUAAAAUGUAAAUGUGCUUUUGCAGUUAAGUGCACCGAUCUUAUAAUCUUUUAAGAGUGUGUCAGUAAAUUAUUCAUCAUGGGUGUCAGGCGGCUAUCAACAGUGUUCUGGGCGACAUGCAUCAUGGCAUUUAUCUUCAUUCUGUAUGUGGUGACAGACCUGAGCUUCAAGCUGCCGAGCAUCAAGCCAGCUAUGCAGGAACUUGAUGAUAGUAAAUGGUCAAUGUUCGAAUCAAAGCUCCGACACAUAGAGGACGAAUUAAAUCAGCACCACGCUGUAGUUGGUGAAAUCAAAUCAGCCAUCGAUCAAAUCGGGGACCAUCCCGAACGCGCCCAGGGCCUUGUGCAGGAGAAUGUUCUACAAGUUCCCAAGCAUGGGGACGAAGCACAAGGACCGAAGCGGGUUGAGAGUCGGGAGAAAACGGAGUUUAAGGCGGUGGUCGCUGAGCCGCCCAAGUUGAGACCGAAGCUGAAUGAGUCUGGGUGCCCCUUGCAGACGCAUGUCACACCAAAGACAGAUGUACAGAUGUUAUCAAUGUACGAUAGAAUAAUAUUCGACAACGAGGACGGCGGCGUGUGGAAGCAGGGAUGGAAGAUUGAAUACGACGACAAACAAUGGAGUCAGAAGAACAAGCUCAAGGUGUUCAUUGUCCCGCAUUCUCAUAACGACCCGGGAUGGCUGAAAACCUUCGAGAACUACUACAAGACGCAGACGCGCGCGAUAUUCACCAACAUGUUGGACAAGAUGGUGGCCGGCGUCGGGCGCAAGUUCAUCUGGGCGGAGAUCAGCUUCCUGGCGCUCUGGUGGGACAACGACGCCUCGGACAAGGAGAAGGACAUAUUUAAAGGCCUCCUAAACUCCGGUCAAAUCGAGAUCGUGACCGGCGGCUGGGUGAUGAACGACGAAGCCAACUCCCACUGGUUGUCCAUCAUCCAACAACUGACGACCGGCCACCAAUGGUUGCUUGACCACCUCAACUAUACACCGAGAAACGCGUGGUCUAUUGACCCGUUCGGGUAUUCGAGCUCGCAGCCAUAUCUAUUGAAGUUGGCUGGGUUUGAGAAUUCGAUUAUACAGAGGGUACAUUAUAGAGUGAAGAAGGAGUUGGCGUUGAAUAGGCAGCUGGAGUUUAAAUGGAGACAGUUAUGGGAUAGCAUCGGCAAGACUGACAUGUUUACUCACAUGAUGCCUUUCUACUCCUAUGACGUUCCUCAUUCGUGCGGACCCGAUCCCAAGAUUUGCUGUCAGUUCGAUUUCAAGCGGCUGCCAGGAAAUGGCGUCACUUGCCCGUGGGGCGUAGCGCCCAGAAAGAUAAUUCAAAAGAACGUCCAUGAGAGGUCGCAACUGAUCCUUGACCAGUGGCGUAAGAAAGCCCAGCUGUACCGCUCCAACGUAGUUUUAUUUCCGCUUGGUGACGACUUCCGGUUCGACCGCGCCAACGAGUGGGACAACCAGUACCAGAACUACGAGAUGAUCAUAGACUAUAUCAACAACAACGAUCUUUGGAACGCUGAGGUCCAAUUCGGAACUCUCCAAGACUACUUCAAGGCGUUGCACGAAGAGAUGAAGCUGUCCGACUUCCCCGUGCUCUCCGGAGAUUUUUUCACCUACUCGGACAGGAACGAGCACUACUGGAGCGGGUACUACACGUCGAGGCCCUUUUACAAGAACAUGGACCGCGUUCUGUUAGCCUACGUCAGAGCAGCUGAUAUAAUCACGGCUCAAGCGACAUCAUCCAACUCAGUGCCCUAUAUCACUUCGCUGACGUUGAGAGACAAGGUGGAGGCAGCGAGGCGCUCGCUGGCUCUGUUCCAGCACCACGACGGAGUCACCGGGACUUCGAGGAACGACGUGCGAGCUGACUACGCUGACAAAAUGCUAAAAGCCAUCAAACACAGCCAGUCCGCCAUCCAGCAAGCGGCGUACUUCCUCCUCAAACAGCCGGACAUCCUCGACCAGACCCAAGAAGACGUCUUUUUCGACGUCGACGACAUCUGGCGGCAGAAAGAUGAAAUCCCCUCGAGAAUCACUAUGACUUUGGACCCAUUGGCAUCUUCUAGAAGGGUGAUUCUAUAUAACUCGCUGACGUUUAGGCGUCAACAGAUAUUGACUUUGUUCAUUUCUACGCCACAUGUCGAGGUUUUCGAUCCAGAAGGAAAACCAAUAAUGUCCCAAGUGUCACCGGCGGUGUCAGGGCAAAAGCGGCUAGCAUUCGCCGCGAACAAGUUCCAACUGUCCUUCCCUGUCACUGUGGAGCCUUUGGCCAUCACUACCUACACUGUGUCGUUACGGGACACCUCCAGCAUUAACAAAUACACCGCGUUCUCCCGCGUGCGCGUCUACAACGCAGACUACUGGAACAUCGAGCUGCCCAACAUGUUCGCCGUGGACCAGCCCGCCGCGCGCCUCAGUGAGGACGUCGCCUUCCAGGCCGGCAACGGGACGAGACUGGUGGCCAAUAUGAACGGACUUAUCAAGGCCAUAGUGACGCCUGGUGGCGAAACUGUGCCGGUUCAUAUGGACUUUGUACAGUACGACUCCAUGCAAGCUGCAGACAACAAUAGCGGGGCGUAUCUCUUCAUCCCCUCGAAGCCGGCGACUGUGUUCCGUCCCGACGCGUUCCCUGAGCUGGUCAUCACUGAAGGACCUUUCAAAGCUACCUUAUACACCGGCUUGAUUGGGCCUAACUCUGCUGAGAUCGUGUUGGCAAUGUCGGUGUUCGACAACCCGUCGCUGCUGCAGACGGAAGUGGAGAUCUCGAACACUUUCCUCAUCGACCCGCAGGUCAACGACCUCGAGCUGGCCAUGCGCUUCUCCACCUCCAUCAAGAACAAAGACACCUUCUAUACGGACCUUAAUGGCAUGCAGAUGAUAAAACGCCGCUAUUUCGAGAAGCUACCCCUCCAAGCAAACUUCUACCCUCUACCAGCUGCCACAUACAUCGAAGAUUCCGACGCACGCUUGACUCUCCUGACGUCAACACCGCUUGGCAUGGCGGCGUUACAGCCAGGACAACUUGAGGUGAUGCAGGAUCGACGUCUAAGCAAGGACGACAACCGCGGGAUGGGCCAGGGUGUGCUCGACAACGUGCGAACGAGGCACACCUUCCGGCUUAUAUAUGAGAAGGCCAACAACCCCUGCCAGAAACCUUUCCCCGACCAUCCCAGCGGUCAGCUAACCCUGGGCGCCCACAUCUCAUCGCAAACUCUUCUGCACCCGCUCGUGGGCUUGCACUACUCCGCGCGCGCCGGCGCCGCGCUGCCCGCCUACCGGCGCGCGCGCACCGGCGCGGCGGACGUCGUGCUGGCCGGCUUCAGCGCGCAUGUCUCCGCCAAGAAGAAAGACGGCAACACAGUCCACGGUAUGGGCAUGACCUUCCAGAGAGUGCACUUAGACACUUGCUACGGAAACCCCGAGAUCAGCAAGUGGUACCCGACCAGCGACGGCAUCAUCCAGCUGUCCGAGCUGGUGGACUGUGCGCCCGAGCAGGUGUUGGACAGCUCGCUGACGUUCACGCGCGUGCGCGGCGCCGUGCCCGACGGCGCGCUCACGCUCUGCCCCAUGGAGAUACGCUCCGUCUUCCUCAACAAGACGCUCAAACAUGGCUGAACACAACUACAGAAAUAACGAGAUAAAUAACAGGUGAAUAAGAGGCAUAGUCUCCCUUAAGUUUACAGCAAAUAGGCUGCGUGUGCUAAAAAGUUUACACGUCACGCAAGCGGAGUGUCUUUUAUAAGGAUAUGUAUAUUACAACUUACGUGCUCGUCUAAUGUAUACGCGGUGCGCACAAACUCUUUUAUUUUGAUAUAAAAACCUAUCAUAUUAUCCAAAGCGAAAGAACCGACCGAUUAUGAAUUUUAUUAUGUUACAAAUACACAUGAUCAGGGAGCGUACUUUUCAUGCCGAUGACAUUAAUCUGACGUCACGCUCCGUAUAGGUGAUCCCAAAUAGUUUUAUUGUAAAUUAUUAAUCAUUAGUCGUCAAUCAUUUUAAUCGUGUACAA
This is a messenger RNA of Leguminivora glycinivorella, 4123 nucleotides long. It is a transcript of the gene alpha-Man-IIa, whose product is annotated as alpha-mannosidase 2. The record is from RefSeq and is a predicted model, not a curated record. Gene Ontology annotation, cellular component: Golgi membrane. Gene Ontology annotation, molecular function: alpha-mannosidase activity; carbohydrate binding. The transcript is spliced from 23 exons. The coding region runs from base 199 to 3729 and encodes 1176 amino acids. NCBI's taxonomy places the organism in Eukaryota, Metazoa, Arthropoda, Insecta, Lepidoptera, Tortricidae. Gene Ontology annotation, biological process: N-glycan processing; protein deglycosylation; mannose metabolic process.